GGCCAGGCUGGGGUGGCGGGGCGAGCACUCCGGUUUGCAGGGGCAGUAGGUUUAACUUCUGAUCACUUGGCUCUCUGCAACACGAACAUGUAUUGUCCUGGUCUGCCAUUUCGUCCCCUUCCACGAAGGCCCAAGAUCUUGAUAUGGCCGGUCUCCGGAAAGACCUUCGAAGUUUCAAGGGACCGCUUACACCUGAGACGGACUACAGAACAGCACGUACCAGAGGUGGAAGUCCAGGUCAAACGUCGGAGGACAGCCUCACUGAGCAACCAAGAGUGUCAGCUGUACCCAAGGCGAUCUCAGCAGCAGCAAAUACCUGUGGUGGAUUUCCAGGCCGAACUGAGACAGGCAUUCUUAGCUGAGACACCAAGAGGUGGUUAAAGCAGUAUUGGAACAUCCAGUAGCUGAUUGCCAAGUAAA
Molecule: messenger RNA, 420 nt
Organism: Manis pentadactyla (Chinese pangolin)
Lineage: Eukaryota; Metazoa; Chordata; Mammalia; Pholidota; Manidae
Gene: SNURF
Product: SNRPN upstream open reading frame
Exons: 4
Coding region: 88-381 (97 amino acids)
Cellular component (GO): nuclear speck
Source: RefSeq, a predicted model, not a curated record